Molecule: messenger RNA, 3039 nt
Organism: Cordyceps fumosorosea ARSEF 2679
Lineage: Eukaryota; Fungi; Ascomycota; Sordariomycetes; Hypocreales; Cordycipitaceae
Product: Armadillo-type fold domain containing protein
Exons: 3
Coding region: 1-3039 (1012 amino acids)
Biological process (GO): proteasome-mediated ubiquitin-dependent protein catabolic process
Cellular component (GO): GID complex
Source: RefSeq, a predicted model, not a curated record
AUGACUCGCCCUCAGAGCUCCCCGAUCCUUGCGCAGCUGCGUGGCGCAAAGACAUUUUCGGAACAGACAGCUGCUCUUCGGGCGCUCAAGAAUGAAAUCGUGGGCCAUGUCCAGAGGAAGGAGGAAUGGGUGGCUGUGGGCGUUCUAGAACCCAUCGUGAGGACCCUGGCGGCCACCAGAUCCCCUUUGAGAGCCAACGGCAGAGACACGCGACAGCCAGCCGCCACGCGCACGCUCUCCGACGAAGAGAGCGUCAAGUUACAAGCUCUGCAGCUUAUAGGCAGCUUCGCAAUGGGCGGUCCUGCUUUCCUGCCGCCACUCAACGCGGCCAUGGCGCUCCCGGCGAUUCUCAACAACAUUUCCCCUGCUUCCGCUCCGACUCAAAUCAUUAUCGCUGCCCUCCAGGCUAUCAACACCAUUGCUGAUGCAGCUUCGCUAGCAUCACCAUCCUGCACCUUCAACCUCGAAGCCAUUGCCAAUCAAGUCUUCACACCACAGCACAUCGAGUCGUUGAGCAUCAUGUUAGCUUCGUCGACUACGCAGGAGUUGCCUUCACCCAUCGCCAGACGGAACAGUCUCGCUACUGCGAUCAUAUCUCGUCUGUGUUGUGAGGAGCGUCACCAACAGGCGCUUGCGGCGGGUGGUGUGUUGGACUUGCUGGCUACGCAACUGGGUAGCAUCGCUGUCCGUGAUGGUUUUGUCGUGCCUGAUGCGGUUCUAGCGGCAGGUACAGAUGCAGUCUAUCAAGCAUUACCAACGCCCGCACACCGGAGCGCUGAGAUUGGACCGGUUUUGGAGGCUAUCGGUGCCGUUAUUGGAGACUCGAAGUACCGUGCAACUUGCUUGGUAAAUUCGCCUUCAAUCUUGGCUGUCUUCCCCUCAAUAAAGGCCCGCCGCGUUCCCAACGUUGAAGUGGACAGAACUCAAGGGUCGGAUACCCCUUUCCGGCCUCCGUGGUUGACAGCCAUGGAAUAUCUUCUUCCGUCGGUUGUGAUCCCCUUGUCACAGAACGACAUGCCAGUACCACACUCACGCGCAGAUCAUUCGGAAACAAAGAGCAUUCGCAAAGGCAAAAAUGGUUUCCAGAUACCGGAGGUUUCUCCAUUCCAUGUACCUGGUUUUAACGGAUCAUACCCUACAUCGGAGAUCGAAAGCCCACUCAUUCCUUGGCUUGUGUACUUAGGGAGAGCGCUUGAUGAAGUAGCUUCCCUCGCCGCUUUAGCUAUUCUUGCUUCGCUUUUCAGAGCUGGUCUUUGUAUGACAGUUGCACGAGAGACAACGUUGGGCUUGCUAGCGGUCCCAGUACUCCUCAACAGCAUCGAGAAGAGCGAUAAUGAAAGCACAGACACGGCCGAGUUUGAGGAUGUUGACAAGUCCAAAGCCUUGACUAGACGUUUCGUACUCGAGCGAGGCCCUGUCAUCCUCGCGCGUCUGAUAACCGAUUGUCAAACCCUACAGAAAGCGGCUUUCGACUGCGACGCUAUCAAGAGACUCACAAGGGUGCUUAAAAACACUUACCGGCCCCUCCCACCGACCCAAGCACAAUAUUGGUCACCCCACGCCGAUGAAAGAAUGGAGGUAGAGAGAGCUUCUCCAGUCUACCGGUUAGGAGAUGACGGUGUCCAUCCUGUUAUGGCUCACCGCGUCCGAACACGCGAAGCCGUCUUCAAGGCGAUCGGCGCGAUCGCUGCGUGCGAGGAGAGCUACAGAAAGGCGCUUGCGGUCGAGGACAUUGUACCGUACAUCGUGGAAUCUCUUUGUGAGUUUCCAGGGAAGCCCCGAAAGGCCCAAGACCACAAGGACAAGAACGUGGCUGGACCGGCUCGUACCAGCCCUGAUCCCGACUAUGGUACCAAUCCAGUUGGUGUAAUUAUUUCAGCUUGCUUCGUGACGAGGGUGCUGUCGAGGUCUGUCCACUCAUCCCGAACUGCUCUGAUUGACAACAACGUCGCGGCGCCUGUUUUGAGUGCUAUGAAGCACCCUGAUAUCAACGUGCAAAUCGCUGCGACUGCAGCCGUCUCAAACCUCGUGGUUUCCGUCAGCCCGUCAAAAGAAUACCUCGCAGAACAUGGACUUAUGAAGUUGCUCUGCGAGCAUGCGCACUCGCCCAACCGUGCCCUUCAGCUCAAUGCUCUUUGGGGGCUGAAGCAUUUCGUGGAUGGAGUUUCAGCUAGUAUGCGAAAAACGUGCCUGGAACAGCUGGAGCCGGGCUGGCUAAUGCAGCUGAUCGGUGGCGAGGAACAGGACGAGAUGAUGCAUGCUUCGAGAAUGGGAGACGACUUGGAUGAAGAAAUGGACGGCGAGCCGCUUGACUCCCGGCCACAGUGGUCUUACGCCUCUGGUGGCUCCAUUCGUGUCUUGAGUGCUUCGGGCUCUCCCCGGCUUCGUGAGAUAGAGGGGUAUCUGUCGCGUGUCCGCGAUGCUGAGAGCAACCCUGUUCCCAAGGCCCUUAACGAUAUCACUGCAGUCCAGGAGCAAGCCCUCGAUUUCAUCAGAAACCUCAUUGGGCGAGUGGAUGGUGGUGAUGGAGCAGACUCGUCCACUGCGAACCCCGAAGUUAUUGACUAUCUAUUCAAGUCAUUGGGACAGGAACACCUCUUUGAUACACUCGCUUCAAAGCUGCGCUCCAGGGUGCUGCGUCCAUUUGCGCGGAGAGCGAGCGGUUCAGGCCGGGAAAGCAAGAUUAUGCACCCUAAUGCACGCAUAGUCGUCGCCGUCAUCUACAGCUUGGCGCACAUCGCAGCAACCGGGCCGCGUUACUGCCAGCUCAUCGUCGCACAGACGGAGCUCCUCGAGCUCUUGGUUCCGCAUGCUAACAGCAAGGACAGCGCCGUACGCCUAGCGCUGUGCCGCUUGCUUUACAACCUCAUCACUAAGGAUAAUGGCACGGAAUCACACGGUUGCGCGCAGCGGGCGGCGGAGCUGAAGCGCCUGGGGUUUGGCAGCCGGGUAGAGGCGAUGAUGAAGCAAGAUAGGGACUUGAAUGUUCGAGAGAACGCCAGGGUAGCAGCCUGGCUCAUUGAAAACCCAGCUGCCUGA